GGUAAAAUCGAUAUAAUUAAUCGAGUAAUCAAUAUCACUGCUACAGAGCAGAGCAACAGGUUCUGUAACAGCUGUUUAUACUUAAAAGUUUAAAUUUAAAGAAAUGAUGCGUUCAAAAGUUUUGAGUCUUGUGCCACGCGCCACAGGUGCCUGCAGGACUAUGUCUACUGCCACAAAGCUGACCACAGUGGAGGUAAAUGAUAAAACGGGCAUUGCUACACUUACCAUGAACCGUCCGCCUGUAAAUGGACUCAAUUUGGAAUUAUUGCGCGACCUACAUAAAUCAAUUGAAGAAAUAGAGGGCAAUAAAAGUCGUGGCCUCAUAUUGACAUCUUCAAAUGCAACUAUAUUCUCUGCCGGUCUGGACAUACUCGAAAUGUACAAACCAGACAAGGAGAGAAUUCGAGCAUUUUGGACAUCGCUGCAGGAUGUCUGGUUGGCGCUCUAUGGCAGCAGUGUGCCAACCGCAGCUGCCAUUAAUGGCCAUUCACCAGCUGGAGGUUGCCUUUUAGCUACAGCUUGCGAAUAUCGUGUUAUGCUGCCUAAGUUUACGAUUGGCCUAAACGAAACUAAACUUGGAAUUGUGGCCCCCAAGUGGUUUAUGGCAUCCUUCCUAAGCGUUCUGCCUAGACGUGAGGCUGAGCGUGCACUCAACCAAGGACGUAUGUUUACAACAGACGAAGCCCUGCAGAUCGGUCUCGUUGAUGAGGCCGCUAGCACCAAAGAAGAGGCAUUGGACAAAUGUGCACAAUUUAUUGGCACAUUUGCCAAAGUGAAUCCACUGGCUCGCUCAUUAACCAAGCAACAACUCAGAGCUGUGGAAUUGGAGCAGUUGGAAAAUGAACGUGCUCAGGAUUUGGAAAAGUUUUUGUUCUUUAUUAAUCAACCGGCAGUGCAAAAAGGGUUGGGCAUUUAUUUGGAAAGUCUGAAAAAGAAGGCAAAGAAUUGAAUUCUUUAUCAAUUUU
Drosophila hydei is the source of this 965-nucleotide messenger RNA. Its product is annotated as enoyl-CoA delta isomerase 1, mitochondrial-like. Bases 104 to 949 code for a protein of 281 amino acids. Gene Ontology annotation, molecular function: enoyl-CoA hydratase activity. The transcript has 4 exons. Gene Ontology annotation, cellular component: mitochondrion. Lineage: Eukaryota; Metazoa; Arthropoda; Insecta; Diptera; Drosophilidae. The record is from RefSeq and is a predicted model, not a curated record. Gene Ontology annotation, biological process: fatty acid beta-oxidation.